Molecule: messenger RNA, 1444 nt
Organism: Haliotis rubra (blacklip abalone)
Lineage: Eukaryota; Metazoa; Mollusca; Gastropoda; Lepetellida; Haliotidae
Product: probable methyltransferase-like protein 24
Exons: 8
Coding region: 235-1098 (287 amino acids)
Source: RefSeq, a predicted model, not a curated record
CGCCCGUACAAUGUCUCAACACAACCGCAGCGACAGCUCACAAAACUAUCAAACGCCUCCUGUUUCAUAAAAGCUUGCCAUUGAUCUCCACAUGUUUAUACAGUCAUAGGACUUCUGUAGCAACUGCUCUGCGCCAAUGACCGGGCCCAUACCUACGAUAUCGACAAGUGAUCAGAUGUCUAUCCCCUGCGGUUGUCGAAGUAUAAACAUCUACGCCUCAUUCUGAGAUAAAACAUGAAGUUUAACCAAGCAAUCGUCGGAUUUGUUUUUGGAAUUGGAUGUUGUGUAGUUUUAUACACGGCAAUGAGGAAUGGGAACCGAUCACCAUCUUGGGUUCUUCAUUCUGAAACAAAUAAUGCUGGACCACUCAAGCAAAUCCGCCAGCAGGGACAGAUCGUUCUACCGGAUAAGGAUGGCAUCGCGAAGAUGACCGUCAGUGAAGCGUUCAGAACGUACCACAGUUACCUUGACAACACAGAUACGUUGUGCAACCGGAAGCUGCGCAUGGGCAAACUGGGGGAUGGUGGCUGGGAGAUCUGUGACGACCCUGGUUACCGCCCAGUAAAGAAUUGUAUCGUGUACUCGUUUGGAAUCAACAACGAUUUUUCCUUUGACGAUGACACGGCCAAAAAUUAUGAGUGCAAUGUUUUUGCCUUUGAUCCAAGUAUGAACCAGGCCAGUUACCAGAGGUCGCCGCGUGUCCGGUUUUUGAGGAUAGGCAUUGAUGGAAGGGACUACAAAAGGGCAGCUUGGGACAUGCGGACAUUGACGAGUAUGAAGCUAAUGUUGAACCACACCGGGAGAGUCAUUGAUGUCUUGAAGAUGGAUGUGGAAAGUUCAGAAUGGCCUUCAAUCCCCAACAUGGUGUCAUCAGGCGAACUGUCCAAAGUCAGACAGUUUCUCGUGGAAUAUCACGGAUCUUGUAGCGAAAGGAAUGACUGCAUCAACAGACUGAAAAUAUUGAAAGACGUCCAUGAUGCAGGAUUCAGGAAAUUUUAUGUCCACAAAAAUCAUCACUGUGGCUUUACAAAUAAUUUCUUUCCUGUCGUGAGGACACUUUGCUAUGAGAUUCAUUACGUGAACAUCAACCGUAUGUGAGUAUUAACAGAUCUCGGGAUUUUCAGACAAACAGGUUUUGGGCCGUAUCAGUAUUUUCAUUGCUCCUGGGUUGUCCAUAGUUCAGAUUAUUUCACUUAGACAUUACCUGAGAUCACUAUCAGAACUGUCUUGAAGUACAUAUAUAAUGACCUAUGCCAAGAAUGUCACACGCUAAAUGCUUUUUUGGCAAAUCAUCUUGGUUUGCAAAAAACAUGAUCCUGUGGUUUCCCAGGUAGCCCGGGCUUUGUUUGUCAGAACAUCGUCAUCAUUAAGGAUGUAUUGUGGGGCGGUGGGGUAGCCUAGUGGUUAAAGCGUUCGCUCGUCACGCCGAAGACCUGGGUUCGAU